Messenger RNA from Culex quinquefasciatus (southern house mosquito), 5820 nucleotides. RefSeq lists its product as uncharacterized. Lineage: Eukaryota; Metazoa; Arthropoda; Insecta; Diptera; Culicidae. The transcript is spliced from 2 exons. Gene Ontology annotation, molecular function: nucleic acid binding. Gene Ontology annotation, biological process: DNA integration. Bases 1 to 5820 code for a protein of 1939 amino acids. The record is from RefSeq and is a predicted model, not a curated record.
AUGGCUGACGAAAAUCCGGAAUUCACAAAGACUCCCUGCUCAACCUGCAAAGAGGUGUCGACCGAGGAUGAGGUGAUGGUGGGCUGCGAUUGCUGCAAGCUGUGGUUCCAUGCUCGGUGCGUCAACUUCAAUCCGGCUGAUAAGAAGUCGGGGAAGAAAUGGUACUGUCCGGACAAGGACUGCCAGAAGAAGAAAAAGACUAAGAAGUCUGUUGAGGUACCGCUCCCAGUGCCCCCCGAGUUGCAAGAGAAGCUGGAUGCUUUGGAAGAAACUCGGAAGCGUGCGGAAGCGGAACAGGAGAUGACGCGAGUCCUGAAGGAGAAGGAGUUUGAACUGGCUGCUUAUCUUCAGGAGCGUCAGAUGAAGAUCGACGAAGAGCUCCGCGAGAAGGAAGCCAAAAGGGCUGAGGAACUUCGCGAGAGGGACUUCAAGCGGCGCGAGGCCGAUCUAGCGGCGGAGAUGGUGAAGAAGGAGGAGCACCUGAAGCGGAUCCAACAGCUGGAAACAACGUUCCGGGACAAAAGCGCCUCCAUCGACAAGCUGCUGAAAAACAGUAGUACUCCGCUAAGAAACCCCGAAGUCAAACCGCUGACUGAAGGAAACGUCGCUAAACACGACGGCCGCGAAGAUCCUGAGGUCGAUCCGGCGAAACCUGGAGACAUUCCGGAUAAUCCUGGGACCAAUCCGGGAACUCCUGGAAGCAAUCCGGGUUCGACAAAGUCGUCUAAGAAACCGGAGUCCUCGUCGGAUAGUUCGUCGGCGUCCAGCGUCUCGACCGACGCCAACGGUGACGGAAAGAGCGGAAAAACGGCAAAGUCGACCAAAGUUGAUGUGUCCAAGCCAGACGGGCUGGGGCUGCACGGAUCGGGUCCAACGAAGGCCCAGCGAGCUGCACGACAAGGGCUGACAAGGAAGCUGCCAGACUUCCACGGCAAGCCAGAAGAGUGGCCAUUGUUCUUCGCGGCCUACCAAGCGUCAAACGAAGCCUGCGGGUACACGGACGUGGAAAAUCUCGUGCGACUACAGGACUGCCUGAAAGGCAGAGCGCUCGAGGAGGUGCGUGGCCAGCUCAUUCUGCCCAAGUCGGUUCCGCGUGUGAUCGCCAAGCUUCGCCAGAUCUACGGCCGCCCAGAAGUGCUGCUGCAAAGCCACCUGCAACGAGUGCGCAAGCUGGAGCCGCCGAGAGCGGACAAGUUGGGAUCGUUCAUCCCGUUCGGCAAUGCAGUGGAACAAUUGUGCGAACACAUCGAAGCCGCAGAACUAACGGCGCAUCUGGUCAAUCCGAUCUUGAUCCAGGAACUCGUCGACAAGCUCCCGGACGGGGAGAAGAGGAGUUGGGUGCACUACAAGCGCAAGAAGCGCGAGGUGAAUCUGCGUACGCUCACCAACUUUCUCUCGAAGAUCGUCGAGGACGCGUGCGAGGCGACGGUCAACCUAGACUACAAACCGGACGUCAGAGCAGCGUCGGGAUCGAGCGGCCGAAAGGAAUCUACAGAGCGGCGAGAGCAGAAACAGCAAAGGCCGUGCAAGGCGUGCCAGUGCACGGACCAUCGGCUGUGGAACUGCGAGGACUUCAAGAAGCUGCCCUACGAAGAUCGAGCGAAGAUGGCGACGAAGUGGAAGCUUUGCCAACGCUGCCUGAAUGACCACGGCGGCCAAUGCAAGCUCAAACUUCGCUGCAACGUCGGAGAGUGUCGCGAGCCGCACAAUGCUUUGCUUCAUCCGGAGACCAGGGCAGUCGGCAUGAACGCACACAUUACGUCCACGAGUCCCGUGCUGUUCCGGAUGCUCCCGGUAAAAGUCUACUGCGGUGAGAGAUCAAUGAUCGUGCUCGCUUUCCUCGACGAGGGUUCGUCCCUCACCCUGAUCGAAAGUGGUCUAGCCGACCGUUUGGGGCUGUUGGGGACGAAGGAGAAGCUCACCAUCAAGUGGACGGCCAACGUCACACGAGUGGAACAACAUUCGAGGCGGACAAAUAUUUGGGCGUCGGCGAUCAACGGGACGAAUGGCGAGAAGCUGCUGCUGCAAUCUGUGCGUACGGUGGACAAGCUGAUGUUGCCACGCCAAACACUAAAUGCUGCUGAAGUUUCGUCACACUACGAUCACUUGCGCGGGAUUCCGAUGGAUUCGUACGACGGUCGGCCAGGAAUGCUGAUCGGGUUGAAUAACAUUCAUUCGUUCGCACCGCUGGAAACGAAGGUCGGCACGAUUGUCGAUCCGGUGGCAGUCCGGUGCAAGCUCGGCUGGACGGUCUACGGACCGCGGGAUGCAGAGUCGGCGGGCGCGAGCUGUUUCCUCGGAUGCCACCAAGAAGUGACGAACGAGGAGCUGCACGAUCUUCUCAAAAGCCACUAUUCGCUGGAAGAAGCGGUGGUGACUGUGCAGCGGGAGUCGGUCGAGGAUCAGCGGGCGAGGAAGAUCAUGGAGGAAACUACGCGUCGCGUGGGUGACCGCUUCGAGACCGGACUGCUGUGGAAGACCGACGACGUCAAGUUCCCGAACAGCUACCCGAUGGCUGUGAAGCGGAUGAAGCAGCUGGAGAAGAAACUUGAGCGUUCGCCGGAAUUGUACAACAACGUCAAGAAGCAGAUUCUGGACUACCAGGCCAAGGGAUACGCGCACGAAGCCACCGCGGAGGAACUGAACGAAACCGAUAACAACAAAGCGUUCUACUUGCCGCUCAACGUGGUGGUGAACCCGAAGAAGCCGGGGAAAGUUCGGCUGGUUUGGGAUGCGGCGGCGACGAUUGGUGGAGUCUCUCUCAACUCGAUGCUGGUGAAGGGACCAGAUCUGCUCGUGCCACUGGUGUCAGUGAUCUGUGGGUUCCGCGAACGACGAGUUGCCUUCGGCGGGGACAUCCGCGAGAUGUACCACCAGCUGAAGAUUAUCUCCGGGGACAAGCAAGCUCAACGCUUCCUCUUCCGGGACAAUAUCAACGAAGAGCCGAAAGUGUACGUGAUGGACGUCGCUACAUUCGGGUCGAAGAGUUCGCCGGCGUCGGCGCAGUACGUCAAGAACCGCAAUGCGGAAGAGCAUGCCGGUCAGUAUCCGGACGCCGUGGCUGCGAUCAUCAAUCGACACUACGUCGAUGACUAUUUUGACAGCGUCGACACCGUCGAGGAAGCUGUCAAGCGAGCGAAGCAGGUGAGCCACGUCCACAAACAAGGUGGUUUCGAGAUCCGCAACUGGGUGUCCAACUCGCCGGAAGUGCUGACUGCUCUGGGCGAAGAGAAGCCGAUGAGUCCUGUGCUGCUGAAUCAGGACAAGCAAACACCCAGCGAACGCGUACUCGGCGUGCGGUGGGACCCGGAGCUGGACGAAUUCGCCUUCGCCGUGAUGCACCGCGAAGAACUGAUGAAGUACCUGAAAGAGGGGAAAAGGCCAACCAAACGGAUCGUACUGAGCUGCGUAAUGGGAUUUUUCGAUCCGCUCGGCCUGCUGUCGCCGUUCACAAUCCACGGGAAGAUCAUCAUCCAACAUUUGUGGCGAACCGGCUGCAGAUGGGACCAAGACAUUGACGACGAAGCCUGGAUUCUGUGGAAGCGGUGGACGGCACUGCUGCCGGAAGUCGAAGCGCUGCGGUUUCCCCGGAGCUACUUCGGCGAUGCGAUGUCCUCGUCGAUCGAGAGUCUCGAGCUGCACAUCUUCAGCGACGCGAGCGAGCUGGCCUACGGUUGUGCGGCGUACCUACGCGCGGUCAUUGACGGCCAAGUUCACUGCAGUCUCGUCAUGGCGCGAUCGAAGGUGGCACCGCUGAAACGACAAUCAAUUCCACGACUGGAGUUGAUGGCGGCGUGCAUGGGAGCGCGCAUGAGCCAGCAGAUCCUCGGAACUCACACGCUGCAGAUCGACCAUACCGUUUUCUGGACCGACUCGAGGACCGUCCUUGCGUGGCUGCGCGCAGAUCCCUACAAGUACAAGCAGUUCGUCGCCUUUCGGGUCGGGGAGAUUCUGGAGCUGACGAGACUGGACGAUUGGAGAUGGGUGCCUUCCAAGAAGAACAUCGCGGACGUUCUCACGAAGUGGGGACCUGGACCGCCACUGCAGAACGACUCGGAAUGGCGGAACGGUCCGGCGAUACUGUUCGAGCAGGAUAACCUCGUCUCACCGCCUGAGCAGAUCGAGGAGACGAACGAAGACGCACGAGGCGUGGUACUGUUCCACAGGACAUUCAACGUAGAAGCGGUCUCGACGUGGGCAAAGCUGGUGAGGGUGACUGCAACGGCGGUACGCUUCAUCGAAAAUUGUCGUCGCAAAAAGGACGGCCGUCCAGUACUGACUGCAAAGGCCACGAGUCGCCUAGCCAAGCUGGUCAAAGCGCAGCACGAGACGGAUGUUCAACCGCUGCAACAAGACGAGCUGCAGAAGGCCGAGAGGAUUCUGUGGAAGCAAGCGCAGUUCGAGAGCUUCCCUGAUGAGAUGAGCGUGCUGACAAAGAACCUACAGCUGAAACAGGGUGAGUUGCCGGAGAAGAUCGAGCGGUCGAGUCCGCUCUACAAGCUGCUGCCGGUGCUCGACGAGGAUGGUGUUCUGCGCGUUCGUGGAAGGCUGGAGAAGAACGAAUCGAUCCCGUUCGACAAGCGAUUCCCGAUCAUCCUGGGUCGAAAACACGCCGUCACCAAGAAGAUCAUCCAGCACUACCACGAGAAGUACGGUCACGCGAAUCGGGAGACCGUGUUCAACGAGCUGCGUCAGAAGUUCUGGAUUCCGAACGCACGGGCCGCGAUCCUGGAGGUGGUCAAGGAGUGUGUGUGGUGCAAGGUGAACCGUUGCGUGCCGUUCGUCCCAACAAUGGCGCCGCUUCCGGUCGAACGCACUGCAGCAACCAUGCGACCGUUCAGCGCGGUGGGCGUCGAUUACCUGGGACCGGUCGAAGUCACGGUGGGUCGCCGCAGAGAGAAGCGCUGGAUCGCCGUCUUCACGUGUCUAGCGGUCAGGGCGGUGCAUCUCGAAGUGGUCCAUAGCCUCACCACGCAAUCGUGCCUGAUGGCCCUCCGGAGGUUCGCGUGCAAGCGAGGCGUUCCCGAGAAAGUGUUCUCCGACAAUGCUACGUGCUUUCGGGGAGCGGACGCGGCGAUGACGAAGGCGAUCAACAAGGAGUGCGCGGAGCAGAUGACGUCGGCGACCACUGCAUGGUCCUUUAUCCCACCUGGGACGCCCCACAUGGGCGGGGCCUGGGAACGGAUGGUGCGAUCGGUGAAGGAGGCGUUGUGCGCACUCGACGACGGACGAAAGCUGACCGACGAAAUUCUCUCCACAUCUUUGGCGGAGGCCGAAGACAUGAUCAACACUCGGCCUUUGACGUACGUCCCUCAAGAGUCCGCUGAAGAAGAAGCCAUCACGCCAAACCAUUUCCUGCGCGGGACGGUAACGAGCGCGGACCUCAAGCUGGACGAGACGGUGGACACCGCUGCAGCACUACGAGACGUGUACAAGCGAAGCCAGCAGCUGGCGGGCAAGAUGUGGGAGCGGUGGUCGAAGGAGUACCUGCCCUCGCUGAACCGGCGUCCAAAGUGGUUCGAGGAUCGCAAGCCCCUCGAAGCGGGUGACCUGGUGUUUGUGGUCGACGGCAAGAACCGGAAGAGCUGGGUACGAGGUCGAGUGGUCGAGGUGUUCAGCGGGUCGGACGGACGCGUUCGGCAAGCGGACGUGAGGACAGCAGACGGGAAGGUCAACAGGAGAGCAGUGAUUAAUUUAGCGGUGUUGGAGAUCAGAGACGGUAAGUCCGACGUGCCGGAAGGCCCGACGGAUCUUACGGGCUGGGGUGUUGCUACCGCUGGGAUGGGCACACUGGCCGACGGUGCAACGCCGGCGGUGUAA